This is a messenger RNA of Frieseomelitta varia, 1397 nucleotides long. RefSeq lists its product as uncharacterized. The coding region runs from base 27 to 1232 and encodes 401 amino acids. The record is from RefSeq and is a predicted model, not a curated record. The transcript has a single exon. NCBI's taxonomy places the organism in Eukaryota, Metazoa, Arthropoda, Insecta, Hymenoptera, Apidae.
UCAUUGGUAAUAUCACGAGCGAACAGAUGGAGGACAGCCAGGUCUGGUUGGGGCCGUUGGUCACUAAGGUGAGCUCUAUUCUCGGCAAAGGUUUCGAGGACGUGCGCUACGAGGUGUCUGUGCCAACCGAUUCGUUCUUCCUUUCGGAUCUAUUCUUCGUCAAAAUCGUCUCGAACACCAGUCCCGUCGACAACGACGAGGCGAAGAAGAGAGCCAAGUCGACUAAUAUAGUGGUGAAGAAAAUGCCGGCAGAAACAGUGCAAGAGCUGAUGAGAUCCACGGAACAGUUCCACAACGAGAUAUUAUUUUACCAAAAGUUCGCCCAAUAUUACGAUCGAGUUCCUCGUUGCAUCUACGCCACGGAUAAACCAUUGUCACCCGACUCGGUGAUCGUUAUGGAGAACGUGGGCACCGAACGUGGCUACAGUGUGUGCAAAUGGAAAUACGACACGCCAUUGGAGUACACGUUGGCCGCGUUCCGAGAGAUCGCGCGGUUCCACGCUACAGCGUACGCGGCGAAGAAGACUCGCGAAAAGGAAUUCUUCGAUUUCGUGAACGCCAUUGAAGAGGUCAGGUACCAUGCUGAGUCGAACGUGAGAUACAUAUUCAACGGAACCGCUACCAAAACGCUCGACUACCUUCGCAAGCAAGGUUACGACAAAGAAUUCUGCGACAAAUUCGAAGCUCGAACGUGUGCGAACAUGUUCGAAGACUUGAUCUUAAAGUUCACCGAGAUCGAGGAGCCUCUUUCCACUCUGUGUCACGGGGACUUCACGAUUAAUAACAUGUUGUUCAAGAGAGAGAGUGACGAGCUGAAAGUCAUAUUCAUCGACUUUGCGCUGAUACGCUACGGUUCACCGAUUUUGGAUCUGUCUACGUUCCUCUGUUUGCACUCUGCCAGAGACUUGGACAAAGUUAUGUUGGAUAAUGUUUUGAGAGCGUAUCACGAUUCCCUGAUACAAUGCCUCAAGGAGAAUGAUAUAGACGGGGGCGAUUAUUCGUACGAAGCUUUCUACGAGGAUUACAAGAAGCGGGGUCUGUUUGGAUUUUUCAUUGCCACGUUCUUCUUAGGGACACAGAUGGGCAUGUUUGAUGGAAAGGUGGAAGAUUUCGCGGACAUGACAGAGUGGGCAGUGUUAUUGCGUCAGACUGGUGGAGAAGAAAUUAACAAAAUUUUGGCGAACAUGUUGUUGAAAUUAAAAGAAUUUGGAUGCCUGGAUUAUAUACUGUGACCUGUUGGUACGUCAAGUCUUCAAGAAAUCGAUGAAACUAGCGAAUGCGGUUUUUGUCAAUGAAUGGAAAUUAGUUAUUGUUUGUAGAGAAGAGUAUUAUAUAGAAUAUCAUUAUGGAUAACCACGAUGAUUAAAAUAAUCAUGUUUCACUCGUAUUUGGAAAUA